This is a messenger RNA of Balaenoptera musculus (blue whale), 1152 nucleotides long. RefSeq names its product probable inactive 1-aminocyclopropane-1-carboxylate synthase-like protein 2. Lineage: Eukaryota; Metazoa; Chordata; Mammalia; Artiodactyla; Balaenopteridae. Gene Ontology annotation, molecular function: transaminase activity; pyridoxal phosphate binding. The transcript is spliced from 10 exons. The coding region runs from base 1 to 1152 and encodes 383 amino acids. The record is from RefSeq and is a predicted model, not a curated record. Gene Ontology annotation, biological process: biosynthetic process; amino acid metabolic process.
AUGCCCUCCAUGCCCUAUGGCCAGAUGAGGGACCAGGCCCUCAGAAACCGUAGCAUCCACACCCAGCUGAUGGAGAUGGUGCUGUCCUUGCGGCAGACCAUGGAGGAUCACAUCGCACAGCUGAUGACCAGGCACCAGCAGCAGGACCUGGCGCUGGAGAAGCAGAGGCACAAUCAGGCCGUCAGGGACCAGGAGGCCUUCCUGGGUCUCUUAAUGUUCCAGAUGCUCCACUACCUGCAGUCUGGGGCCACAGGUGACUGGAGCUUCCAACCACCUGACGCCUCCAUGGACUCUAGGGUCGAUGUCGGAGGUGGGCAGCAGGCCCAAUCAUCCAGGCAGACUCGCCAGAUGUUUUACCAACGGAGUGAUUUUGAAGAUACAUUUAUCAGCUAUGACCUGUCCAACCGUGGGAUUGACAUCUCUGCCUUAUACCACUCCAGCUUCCAGGACUACAACACCUACCAAGGAAACAAAUACCACAAGGACAAGAACACCCUGGGUUACAUCAACCUUGGUACCAGUGAGAACAAGAUCUGUAUUGAUCUGCUGGCUGAAAGGGUGGUUGUUCUAAAUGGCUGCUCCUCUGUCUUCUCCGCACUGGCCAUGGUUCUGUGUGAUCCAGGUGAGGCCUUUCUGGUCCCCACCCCGUCCUAUGGUGGCUUCAUCUUUCGUACCCACCUGUAUGCAAAAGUUGAGCUGGUUCCUGGCCACCUGGAGAGCCAGGUCACUGAGGCGAACGCCUAUCUGUUCCAGCUCACUGUGGACAAGCUGGAGCAAGCCCUGCUCGGGGCUAAGAUUGAGUACCCCCAAGUCAGGGUGAAAGGUCCUCUCAGGUACAACCUACAUGUGAUUAUAGAUGAGAUUUACAUGCUGUCUGUGUUUGAUGAAGCCAUCCCAUUCCAUAGUGUUCUGAGCAUGGAGAGUUUGCCUGACCCCAACAAGACCCAUGUGAUCUGGGGCACCAGUAAGGAUCUCGGCAUCUCUGGCUUCCGCUUUGGCACCCUGUACACCCGCAACAGGGAGGUGGCCUCUGCCGUGAGCUCCUUUGGCUACCUCCACAGCAUCUCUGGCGUCACCCAGUACAAGCUGUGUCACCUGCUCCAGGAUGGAGUGUGGCCAAAGGAGAGCUGCCGUUUGGGCAAGCUGGUGUAG